This is a messenger RNA of Paramuricea clavata, 811 nucleotides long. The record is from the annotation of a GenBank genome assembly. Lineage: Eukaryota; Metazoa; Cnidaria; Anthozoa; Malacalcyonacea; Plexauridae.
AUGGAGGCCAGCAUGAAAUAUAUUGACGAAGUUUUCAGGGUAGUAAGGCAGAAUGCUACGAACAUCAACGAUGUGCCAACCCUGCAAAAGCUGUUGGAAGCCGUGGGAUCGUUCUACGUUUCACUUUUUGCCCAAGAUGACCAAUCUGAAGGUGAGUACCAACUUCAACUGAUAUGUCUCCAUGCAUGUUGCGCUGUUUGAUUUCGCCAAAACUACAACAGUUUUUUGACAAGAACUGUAGGCAUUUUCAAAUUUAAUUUUUUAUAAAAAAUUAACUCGAAUAAGACUUUAAAACUAAAAUAAACUUAACUUAUUUUUAUCCAUACAUUAAUAAAACGUCAAUCGCUUUCUCUAUUUUGCAGCAAUACUCGAACGGCGCGCCAUGAAAGGAAUGCUUGCGAAAGCACCCAGAAUCAGGCCCGUGCCAAGGCCAAGGCAACAGCCACAUGCCAGCAGCAGCCAGGACGGGGACACCCCAGGCCGUGGAAUGGGCAAAGGAAGGCCUGGUGAGCCACGGAAGGAGGACGAGAGGCAGAAGCGAAAAAGGGCUGAAAAACAAAUCACGCCGGCGCCGAGCAAACAAGUGAGAGAAGCAACUCCAUCGGCUACUCCUCCACUUGCGCAACGCCUGCCAAACCAGUCGCCGCCAAGCGCAGACCGACCAAGGCCACUGGCGCCCGAGCCUCGCAGAGAAUUGCGACUACAGACAAUAACAGCAAGUGGGACGAAGCAUGAAAUGGCGAUCAAGUGUUUGGGCGAAGGGGAGAAAGACCAACUCACAAGGAGCUGUUCCUGUUCUUCCAGGAAAUGA